Molecule: messenger RNA, 2183 nt
Organism: Medicago truncatula (barrel medic)
Lineage: Eukaryota; Viridiplantae; Streptophyta; Magnoliopsida; Fabales; Fabaceae
Exons: 8
Coding region: 260-1981 (573 amino acids)
Biological process (GO): metal ion transport; transmembrane transport
Cellular component (GO): membrane
Molecular function (GO): metal ion transmembrane transporter activity
Source: RefSeq, a predicted model, not a curated record
ACUACUAUAUUAGUUUGACAUCACGUAGAUUUGAUAGGAAGGAUUUAGAGUGCGCGGCACCGUUAUUCCGUUGCGGUUCUCUUCGUCUUUUUCGCUCCUCAUUAUCCAAGCUAUGAAUUCUCCGUUUUCUCAUUUCUUGUUCAUGUCUCUUCCAGUUUCCAAUCCAAUUUCAAAGUGAUUUUGUGGCAUUUUAAGUAGUCCCAUUUAAAAGUGAUCAGAAUUCAGACAUAUUUUUCAACGAUUUCUGAUUGUUGCAUCAAUGGUAGUCGAGGCUUUGGUUCCUCUGCUUGAGUAUGAUCGGCAAGGUACCAAUGAAGAUUAUUCAGCUUCAUUUGGCAAUGAAGCCAAGGAGCAAGGGAAUCAUAAAGUCCAUUGCUCCACCAAGGAUAACUUGCAGACUAGGGAAUUUUGGACUGAUGGGCUUAUUUGUGCUUUUGAGUUCAUCCGCGGGUCACGGAAGACUCAUCCCUCAGCAGCAGUUAAAGAAGUUGCCCAGAAGAAGGGUUUUCAAGGCAAUCAAAUUAAUCAUUUGAAAAGAAGUCCUAGUAGAAGUGGCUUUCAUGAAUUACCUUUGCCGGUCGACGAAUCAUCUGGAGGGUUAGAUCUCGAUGAUUUCGAUAGCAAUAACUGUUUUGGUAAAGAGGGUCUUCCAAGAAGUUACUGGAAACCAAUUGGUUGGGCCAGAGUUUCUGAACUUGUCCAAGCUGUGCAUAGUGAUGCUAGCUGGGCAUCACACCCACAUGAUUUCGCUGAUGAUGAAAGCGAUCUUCCGGUUGCAGAUGUAGCAACUCCUUACUGGGAAAGGCCAGUGGGUCCAAUCUGGUGGUGUCAUUUGGAUGCUUCUCAUCCAUAUGUUACUACAUGGCUUGCUAGUUCUCAGUGGUUACAUCCUGCUAUUAGCAUUGCUUUGCAUGAUGAAAGCAGGUUAAUAAGCGAUCGAAUGAAACACCUUUUUUAUGAGGUUCCUGUUCGAGUUGCUGGUGGAUUACUGUUUGAACUUCUAGGGCAGUCUGCAGGUGAUCCAUUUAUCGAGGAAGAUGACAUUCCCAUUGUAUUACGAGCAUGGCAGGCACAGAACUUUAUGGUGACAGUGUUGCAUGUUAAGGGAUCUGCAUCAAAUAUCAAUGUGUUAGGCAUUUUAGAAGUUCAGGAACUUCUGGCUGGUGGAGGAGCUAACAUUCCACGCAGCAUUCAUGAGGUUGUAGCACACCUAGCUUGUCGUCUUGCACGAUGGGAUGAUAGGUUGUUUCGUAAACACAUCUUUGGGGCUGCUGAUGAAAUUGAAUUGAUGUUUAUGAACAGGAGGAAUCAUGAGGAUUUGCAUCUGCUCACUAUAAUAUUGAACCAGGAAAUAAGAAGAUUAUCAACCCAGGUUAUAAGAGUGAAAUGGUCACUCCAUGCACGAGAGGAAAUUGUGUUUGAACUUCUUCAACAGUUGAGAGGAAAUGUAACAAGAUCAUUGCUGUCUGGAGUAAUGAAGGGUACAAGGCAAAUGAUUGACGAGCAAGAAGCAGUUCGAGGUCGCCUGUUCACAAUCCAAGAUGUAAUGCAAAGCGCGGUCCGUGCAUGGUUGCAGGACAGAAGCCUCACAGUUACACAUAACUUGGGAGUGUUUGGGGGCUGCGGUCUUGUCCUUUCCAUCGUUACCGGACUAUUUGGCAUAAAUGUGGAUGGAAUACCUGGAUCUGAAGCAACUCCUUAUGCGUUUGUUCUUUUCUCUGUUGUCUUAGUUGUGUUAGGAGCAGUGCUAAUUGGAAUUGGAUUGCUUUAUCUUGGGCUAAAAAAACCAAUCAUUGAAGAAAAUGUUGCAGGGAGAAAACUAGAGCUUCAAGAGUUGGUUAAGAUGUUCCAACACGAAGCAGAAACUCAUGCGCAAGUACGGAAAACGGUGCCUCAUAAAGAUGUUCCACAAGCUGCAUCAGUUAGGCCACCAAAUGGUGCAAGUCGUCGCUUCAUGUUUUCAAAAUUGUUCAAUCGAUAGAUGUUUGUAGUGCAGUUGUAUGGUUCUUCCUCGGCCUCUAAAUUUUACGGCUUAUACAUACGAUGUUUGGCUAUCUUUACUGGUUAUUAGGUAACGCCAGUUACUGUUGAGAUGUAAAAUUGAUUAUUCUAAAGACGAUUCGAGAAAGUGGUUUAUUAUCUCAUGAAAUUUUUGUUUGAGAAAUAAAUUUUCGCUUUGGUUA